Messenger RNA from Bemisia tabaci, 5397 nucleotides. RefSeq names its product RAS oncogene family member RabX1 (gene RabX1). Lineage: Eukaryota; Metazoa; Arthropoda; Insecta; Hemiptera; Aleyrodidae. The record is from RefSeq and is a predicted model, not a curated record. Gene Ontology annotation, molecular function: GTP binding; GTPase activity.
UUGGUAACAUAACCUCAUCGUUCACGUCAAGUCGGCUCAUCGAAGUUUGCACCAAUAUUUUUAUUUCUUAAUUCAUUACAAUCUGAUGACGAACCGUCAGAAAUUUAUCGAAGUUCAGUCGUAGUGAACGCUUUCUCGUUAAUAAUUCCAACAAGUUGUGAUUAAAUGUCCUUUUUUGUGUGUCUUUGUUACUAAUCCAAAGGAGUGCCGUAAGUGAUUACAUAACAGUCGACUAUGCGUACCGUAGAGGGAAAAAUCGUCGUCCUGGGAGGACAAGGGGUUGGUAAGACCAGUAUGGUGGUUCGAUACAUAGGAAAAAUGUUCAGCCAUCACAUCAGUCCUACAAUCGGAGCCUCCUUUUUCACGUGCAAAAUCAACAUAGAAGACUCAAAAGUUAAACUACAGGUAUGGGAUACAGCAGGACAAGAAAGGUUCCGAUCAAUGGCCCCUAUGUAUUAUCGGAAUGCAAACGCAGCACUUUUAGUUUUUGACAUCACAGAACAUGCUUCUUUUGAAUCUGUAAAAUCGUGGGUGAAAGAAUUAAAACGCAAUGUUGAUGAGCCCCUAGUCCUUUGUGUUGUCGGUAACAAAACAGAUUUAGAACCACAGCGGCAAGUAACAAGGGAAGAGGCCAUGCAAUAUACUGAAUCAAUCAAUGGAACCUACUUUGAAACAUCUGCUUUAAAUGAUGAUGGUAUUGAAGAUGUUUUUCUGAAUGUAGCUGUUGGUUUGAUCAAAAUGAGUAAAAACCCAAAUCUAAAGCAUAGUCUGCGGGUGUAUAAUUCUGACAAUGCGCCCAAUCCAUACCUAGACGAUGCAGGAUUAACACGCUACGGUCUUUCCAGUAUAGAAUUGAACGAACCUCUCGGCAGUGAAGCAAAGUCUCCGAUGUGUUGUUAACUUUAAGUAUUAUCUUUUCUCUUUUAUUUUAAUGUAAUGUCCUCUUCCUCACUUUCCCUGUCAUUGUACCUAUGUCAAUGACUUGACUGAUAUUGCAAUCUUUAAUCUUUUCAAUUGGACUACAUUUUGCAGUAAUGGAUUCCCAUUUCUGAUUCAUUAGUAGAAGCAUCUGUCUGCAUUCUGCAUAGAGAUAUUAAUGAUGUAUGAGUUUAUUUUUAAAAUAAGCAUGAAGUAGUAGCUCCUGAUUGCAAAAUUUAGUCCGAUUUCUAUUUCAUUUUAGCAACAUUCUGAUCUUCAAAGGAAAGCAUUUGUGACAUAUUUAUGACAUUCCAAGAGAACUACUGCAUUCCAAAAACAGUAUCUAAAGCUGAGAGCACAUGUUUUCUCAUUGAUAUUUUGACCAAAAUACAUUGAUCACAUCGAAAACUCCCAAAAUUAACUUACUAGUGAUAAAUGAACGUCUGUAGUUAAAAAAAUUACUUGCAGGCCUAAUCAACAUAGGUCACUUCAGGCAUUGAAGCCAACCUGCACGUUUUUCAGAUAACUAAAACUUGUCUUCACACACAUUUCUUCUCCCUCUAACACAUGGUACCUUUAAUCUUGUAAAAAAAGGAGUUAAUACACAGGAAAAUUCUCCCAUCGUAAAAUAUACUGAAAUUAGUCUAGUGCUGGAUUUGACUUGAAAAGAUACAAGUUUUCCUGUGGGCGAGAAGUGUGGAUUAACGUAAACAAAGAUCAUCAUUUUCUCAUCACCUAUGGACUUAUUUGGGAAAAUUUCAAUGCAUCCAUUGUAUUAUCAGUAAAAUUUUGUUGUGGAAACAAAAACAGGAUGAUCUAAGAGUCCCGCACCAUCCUUGUAAGCCUUAGGAUUCCUGCUUUUUUUCAGGCAAGUCCUCCGAAAAUUUUGGAGGGUUCCAAAAUUCGUUUAUCUCACCCAGGAGCAAUCAUAAAAUUUCAAGUCUAUUUUCGAUUAUUCUUUUUCUAUCUUGAUUUGUUAAAAAAAAAAAAAAAAAAAAAAAAAAAAAAAAAACCAGGGGUGCAAGUGAUGCCUGGCACUAGUGGAGCGGGACUUUUGGAUCACACUGUAUUUUGAUGCUUCAUUUUGUAGUCUGUCUAGUAGUCCAUUACCGCUUUCCUAUCCUUUUGUAUGUAUUAAAGAAUAUUGAAGUGUAACUUUAUUGAAGAAUGGAGCUUACCUUAAAUUUAUUUUACUUUAUCUAUUCUUUUGAAUUAUCAUUUAUUUUUAUAGAUCUGAUAAAAUUAAUUUUCGUGCUUUAGACUAAGGAGCGGUGUUCAAGAGGUUAGAUAUUGAUUCUUUUGCGUAAUAAGAUAGUAUAUUUUUGAAGUUUCUGGCUUAAUUAAUAUAGAUUCUUUUUGUGAGAAUGUCAUUGGAAACUGUAAUUGCAGCUGUUGUAUUUCUUUGUCUUGUUUUUUUUCUGGUGAGACACAACUUUUAUUAUCCAGAGUAAAGGUUGAAAAAAUUAUUGCAGUCAACUCUGAAUCAUUCGAAAUUCAAAGGACCAGAGACUAAUUUGAAAUCAAGGGAGCUAGGAAGUAGAUAUUGAACUCGAGAGCUCUUUACAAAUUUUCUUCCAUUGUUUGUGUAUUACAAUGAAUGAGAAGUGCUGGACGUUGUCCUUUUAUUAUUCUGGGAAACUACGCAGUUUUCAGUUGACAGAGAGCCAGUUUGGUAUCUUCUCAAAGUUGACCUGCCAACAUUUUCGGGUCAUAGAGAGUUCCGCUGUAAUAUGUUCAAUUACCAAGGUAAUUUGUCUACAUUAGCCCUAUAAAAAAUUUGAAUAAUUCAGGGAAAAAAUACGAAUGUAUGAAUAUAUGUAAUGAAUUCGUAGUGGUUUGUCACCUGCGUCACGGGCCCCUUCAGGGCCCGGGCCCCGGUACCAAGGACCCAGUAUCCCCCCCCUUGUGGCGGGCCUGGUAGACACCCUAGUGCCAAGUAUGUAAACGAAUGUAUCUUUCCCAUGAAUGAUUUAAUGGAACAAUUUCUUUUGUUAAAAUUGUUUUCUGCAGUUGUUGACAUGUGCCUGAACCGAGCUAACAGAUUUGCCCACUUUAGCCUGAAUUUUUCAUGCAAAUGUGGAAAGACUGCUGAUGUUUUCUAUGAAAAUAAUAUGUGUUAAUUUACUUUCUUGGCUCUUUCAAAGUUUUUCUCUUUCUAACAUGUUCUUUAAUUUUGAUUUUGUUUUCUGGAGUUUAACAAUAAGGGACAAAGUCAUAUUUUCAAAUGAGUGUAAUUUUAAGCUCAUGAAAUUGAAUGAUUAUUUGGAUUUUUAUAUCAAUGACAAAAAUCAAAAUUGCCUACCAGUCUAAAAAAUUUUCUUAAUACUUGAUAUUUUUCUCUUAUUCCUGACAUUUGUGCGUUAGAUGGAAGGCAAUUUAACUCUGAAAUCCAAGAUAACUUUGUCACUCCAUAUCUCCAGUCCUCAUACAUUCCUAUUUUUAUUUUUUACCUUCACUGUAAUCUCUCUUUUUUCUUUCUCCCUUUUGAGGUGAAAAUAACUGUAAAAGUUCAGGCACUAUUCAUCGUACUACUACUUACCAACAGUUCUAGGUGUUCCAUAUACCUAAAAUUGUUUUGUGUUUCAAUAAUUAAUUUAAGUAAGUUCAAAAUCACCAAGUGCCAAAUUAUGCAAAAACGAAUAAUUAUCAUGAAUCUUUGCUAAACCUAAAAAUUUAGCAGUCUAAAAUAAGGGUGAAAUUUCUUCAUAACCAUUCUGUGCUUCCUUUUUAUCAUCAUCAUUAGUACAUAAUAUUCAAUCUACUUAUCAUCACACUUAAGCAUCAUUUAUUUUUUAAUAACCGUGUGCCUUAAUGUAAUAUGAACACUAACCAGAAUUUCCUGUGCCUUGAAGCAUUUUCCUACAUUUCUAUCGAUGGACAAAGGUUUUUCAAUAUUUUUUUUUUCUUUUUCUUUUCUUUUUUUCAUUUUACGAUAAAUUUUGAGCAGUGGAAACUGUUUUUGAUUUUUCCUCUCAAUUUUAUAUUUAUUGCCAAGAAGAAACCUUGAACAAGGCCGAGUAAAAAAGAACCACUUUUUUAUCAGAUUGUAAUAAAUGCCUAAUUGCCCAAGUAUUAAUUAUUUCAUGUAUGGUUAAGUGGAAACAUAUUCAAUACAUCAUAAAAAUUGAUUAAAGUUUGCUAUCAAAAGCAGGUUUACAGCCCAGCAGUGCUCUUGAAGUGAAUAUUUCGGUGGCAAAAAGGCACACACUGGAAUCUCAUAGCACUUAUGCAAGGUUUCAAUAAAUUACUAGAUUUUUGUGUCUAUAUAUGGACUUAAUGCUCAUCAAAAUGUCAACCUCCUCCUCAAUUUUUUUUAGUGUGAUGGUGUUACAUGAAUUGUGCACAUUCUGGUACCAAUUAGACGUUAUGUCUAUGUGCAUCUUUCUAUAGUACAAUCAUUUUCCAAUUGUUGCAUUUCAGGUUUUGCGCCUCAUGCAAGUGUGCAAUAUUCUAAUAGCAAAUUUUUCUUUGACAAAUUAAAGCAUACAUUUAUUUGUUCAAAGCUCAAACAGUUUUAUUUGUCUCUCUACUGAGGUUUAGAGAGGUGUAUCUUGUUUUAUUAUCACUAAGUUAACUUAUUAAAACUGAAAAAAUGAAUCCAUAUAAAAAGAAGGAAAAAAACUUUACAUCGCGUGUACUAGUGAGCAAGUAAAUUUCAAAUUCAUUCUGUGGUUUCAAUUGUUGAGCAUGAUUUCUGAUUUGUGAUUACGUCUAAUUUUCAAGAAAAUGUUUUUUUUAUUGUUUGUAAUAUUGGGUAACUGAGCCAUCAGCUUGCAUUUUGGCAUACAAUAUCUUCAUUUCUGCAAGCUUAUUUUGUUGAAUUGGUAAUCGCCUAAGUUUGCAAAACAGGUUCAAUGCAAAAGAGCGAGGAUUUUUUUUUAUGUAGACAAACCAUUUCGGAUUGGAAUCAGCUUCUAUUAUUUUAGAGAAAGUAAAAGGUCCUUUUUUCAUACUUUUUUGGCAUUUUUAUUUCUAUGGCUCUCCCACCAUGAUUGGUUGUUUUUUACAAUUUUAUUUUAUGAAUGAUCACUGUUUGCAAUGGUGGCUCAUGUAUAGAUUCAAGGAAAGUUAAAUGCCUGCAGAAAUAUUUCAUCCAACUCCUCCCUUCAAUUUUAUUUGCCAUCCUUCCUGCUAUUACAGUGGUUUUCAUUAUGAACCCAUAUUCAUCACACGUGAACGAUUCCUUUUUCUAAGGAAACGAUAAAUGUGUAAGCAAGUACUCAGCCUGAUUUUAGGGGCUAUUUGGAUAAGGAUUGUUCCUUUGUAACUAAUAUGGGUUCAUAGAGUAGCAUGAUGGAAACUUACUCAUUUUUUUUUAUAUUGCCAUGAGCUGCCUAGGGUUGUUAUUAUUAAGUAUGGGUGAUUUUCAAUAAUUUAUCCUACUUAUCAAUUUUAUAUCUUUACCUAUGUAUUACUUUUUUAGGCACUAUUAUGUUUUAUGUACCAUUUUGCAAUAAAAAUUCUUUUUUUAAACGAAAA